This is a messenger RNA of Globicephala melas (long-finned pilot whale), 5650 nucleotides long. It is a transcript of the gene SHE, whose product is annotated as Src homology 2 domain containing E. The record is from RefSeq and is a predicted model, not a curated record. Lineage: Eukaryota; Metazoa; Chordata; Mammalia; Artiodactyla; Delphinidae. Gene Ontology annotation, molecular function: phosphotyrosine residue binding.
CGUCGCGGGGCCUCGCCGCGGCCUCUAGCGCCCCAGCCCCGGGGAAUGCAGUGGCCCCCGGCCCCUGGCGCUUCUCCGUGUCUAAGCUGGGCCUCCUCGUUCGCCUGCUCCGCGGCCACGACGCUCCUGAGCCGCGCCGGCCGGGCCCCCCUCAUGGCGGCCAAGUGGUUCAAGGAGUUCCCCCUGAACCUGAAGACAGUGUCGGAGCGGGCCAAGCCCGGCGGCGGGGGAGGCGGCAAAUUGCGCAAGAACUCGGAGGCGGGCGGCGCGGGGCCCGCCCCGGGCAAGGGCCGAAAGAACUCGGCGGCCGAGCUGGGGAGCAGCCGGGCCGGGGUCGGCCCCCCCAAGGAUAGCCGACUGUCCCGAGACAGCCUGCAGGGUCUGAUUCAGGCCGCCGCGGGCAAGGGCCGCAAGAACUCCCGGGCCACCGAGGAGGAGCCCCACCGGGGCGCGGCCAAGAGCUCAGGCUGCAGCACCUACAUCAACAGGCUCAUCAAGGUGGAUACUCAGGAGAAGAAUGGGAAGAGCAACUACCCCAGCAGCAGUAGUAGCAGCAGCAGUAGCAACAGCAGCUCUUCCUCCGCGUCCUCUUCGCCUUCCUCCCUGGGACCCGAACUGGACAAGGGCAAGAUUAUUAAGCAGCAAGACACGGUCAUCAUUUUAGAAGACUACGCUGACCCUUAUGAUGCUAAACGGACGAAAGGCCAAAGGGAUGCAGAAAGAGUAGGGGAGAAUGAUGGAUACAUGGAACCCUAUGAUGCACAGCAAAUGAUAACAGAAAUCAGACGACGAGGUUCCAAAGACCCUCUGGUGAAGGCUCUUCAGCUGCUCGACAGCCCCUGUGAGCCAGGGGAGAACGGCACGAAGCCCGAGGCGCUGGCCAAGAGACGGAGCUCCAAGGAGCUGCUGGGAAAGCCGCCGCAGCUGUACGACACGCCCUACGAGCCGGCGGCUGAAGGCGGCCCGCGCGCCGAGGGGCCGGAGCGGAAGGCGCGGCUGCCCCAGGACGACGAGAGGCCCGCGGCUGAGUACGAGCAGCCCUGGGAGUGGAAGAAGGAGCAGAUCGUGCGGGCGCUGUCGGUUCAGUUUGAAGGCUCUGAGCGACCUUCCGUCAAGGAGGAGACAGUGAGGCAACACCACCGACAGAAGAGUUGGACCCAGAAGAUCUUGAAGCCAACCCUCUCUGACCACAGUGAGGGGGAAAGAGUGGACCCAGCCCUGCCACUGGAGAAGCAGCCUUGGUAUCAUGGUGCCAUCACCCGUGCUGAGGCUGAGAGUCGACUACAACCCUGCAAAGAAGCUGGGUACCUGGUUCGAAACAGCGAGUCAGGGACCAGUAGGUACUCCAUUGCACUAAAGACUAGUCAAGGAUGUGUCCACAUCAUAGUGGCUCAGACCAAAGACAACAAGUACACCCUGAAUCAGACGAGUGCUGUCUUUGACAGCAUCCCGGAAGUGGUACACUAUUACUCCAACGAGAAGCUGCCUUUCAAGGGGGCAGAACAUAUGACCUUGCUCUACCCGGUGCACAGCAAGCUGCACUAAGGUUCAGCCACCAAAAGCCCCAGCGGGGCCUCUCACACCUAGGAGGGCAUCAGCACCCAACCAGUAUCUCAGGGGACAAGGCUGGACUGCACCAUGAUAUUUUGGAGGAAGCGGGACGCUUCAUUUAGGAGUCCAAAAGUCUUCGGCCUUGAAUCCAUUCCAUGACACUUGGUUACUGACCUGUCCCUUUUCUCCUUGCUAAGUAGUUCUACAAUGAGAAACCAUAAUUUACCAGUUGCCUCCAGUCCUGGAGUAGGGUGCUCUAUUCGGGGCGUGACCCUCAGGAAAGGUAAGUCAGGAGUCCAAAAAUAUUAAGAUUCUCCAAAAAUGUGCUAGUUGUUCCGUGGAAUACCUGGUCUCCAAACAAACCAACAAAAAUGCACUUGGCUUUUACAUAAGACAACAAAAAAUAAUCAUGUGGACCCAAAGAGCAUGUAAUACGGGACCCCUUCUUGGGGGAAAAGCACAAACAGUGGAAAAUAAGUAAAUAGUGGGCACUUUGGAGAAAGCUAUAUUUCUCUCUGGAGGGUCCUAGUUCAGCUCCGGAGUCCAUAAAAAUACACAACUGUAGGGUCUGGCAAAAGGAUUAUUAAGAAAGUUUGUGUUUUCUCAAUUUCUGUGGACUUUUUCAGCAAAUCAGUAAUAUAAGCAUAAAUAAGAAGGAAGAUGCCUCUGAUUUAAGAAUCACCAACAUAAUUAAGCAUUGGCAGCAUUACCAUUAUUCUGAAUUACAGAAUAAAAUAUACAACGAAGAUUUCAUUUCUGAUUUUUAACAAAUCUGAAAAUUUACAAAGCUCAACAGCUCUUUUCUUAUUGAAUAAUUAUACAGAACUUCUGAUAUAUUUUGUUUCACCUUUGCUCAUUUUAGUUAUUGGAGCCAUUUUUAAUUUUUAUCCCUAAAAUUGGAUUCACUUUGUAUUUUAGAGUAACUUAAAAAUAUAUAUAUAUAGGGAGUUCCCUGGCGGUCCAGUGGUUAGAACUCCACAUCUCACUGCCCAGGACCCGGGGUUCAAUCCCUGGUUGGGGAACUAAGAUCCCACAAGUCACGCAGCACAUAUAUAUAUAUAUAUAUAUAUAUAUAUAUAUAUAUAUAUAUAUAUAUAUAUAUACACACACACAUAAACUCUAGGAUAUGAUUGUGUGAACUGGAUCUCUAAAACCUGCAAAGUUUCUCUCAUGCUGUACAAAGCAGACCGGUUGGCACCGUAUAAAAAUAUUUUAAAAGACUGGCAUUUUCUCUAUCUACUACUGCUUAAAGAUAUUAAAAUAAUAUUCAUAGUACCAUUAUGAUUUAUUGUGAACUUGUAUCGCCAGUGUACUUACUGUGAAAAAAAAAACUGUGGGAAUGGCAUACUGUGAGAAGGCUACAGUGAGUGGCUCUAUAAUUACAACUGAGCAGAUGUUUCUGUAUUCUGGGGUUUGUAAUUUGGUUCUUGAAACUGGUCCAGAUGCAAAUGUGCUGACUGUCAUCAAUGAAAAGUUAACUUUUGUAACUAAUGUUAAAUACACAAAAGAAAUGUUGAUUCGGUUAAUUUUUAGGAAAACAUAUCCUUCUAGUUAUUAGUUAUCAUUUUACUAUUAUGAUUUAGAGAUUAGUAAAUAUUCGCUUCUUUAUUCAGUUAAGAUUGUAGCCAAAGAGUCGUGUGAUCUUUGUUUUUAAAACUUUGAAAGGAACUUUUCCUCACUGGAUGUCAAAGAUUUUAUUAAUCAAGAACGUUCUGUUUUUUAAGUACUGAUAGAAUUUUUUAAUGUAUUGGUUUACGUACUAUAUCUUUAGUACGAGAUUUUUUUUUUAAUUUUUAGCAUUUGUAGUUCCAGUUCCAUUAAACAAAUAUUUAUUAUCUUCCAUAUACAAAUAAUUCAUUCUGUUAAACUUAUUUUCAGUUCAACAUUCUAGAAAUGAAACCUUAUUUUUUACUUAAACGUAUUCUACAAAGGAAAUACAGCAAUCACCCUAAUUUUAAUAAAUGCUGAAAGCUUUGUAAACUUUUUCUUUGUGCACUAAAUGAUUUUUGGCCCAUACCCAGCAACUGUGAUGAAUGUAAUAAUGAAAUAACAUUUUGAAAGCAGACCUGAUACAUUAAGUAUUUAUUGAGCUUCUAUCAUAGGCUCAGUAUUGUGCUUCCUCUAUAUUGUUUUUCUGUGACAGUCAUGCUGUUUUCUUUAUAUAAUUAAAAGUGGAGAUGUGGAGUUUAUAUAUGGUCCAGUUCCUUCACAAUUGUACAGGAGGUUAUAAUAAGAAGAAAUAUAGUAAAUUCGUAGAAGGGGGGUAAGCUACUCUUUUCUUCAGGUUGUGACACAAGCUGACAAAAGCCAGGGAAUUCACAGCUGGGUGGUGGCACAAAGUACCAUAUGUUCUAAAAACAAUUAGGCCCAGCAGGGUUUCCCUAAUGGCUUCCUUGUUAAGCCUCCAGGGCCAGCUGAUCUGAAGCCCUCUUGACAUGUCUCCUCUCUGAGCUCUGAAUGCUUGUGCUUUUUGUCAUUUUUGUCUUGAUACAAGUAUUUUCCUGUAGUCGUAAUUCUUUGGAAUUCAUUCAGUCUCCCAGAAUAUUUUCUGAUUCUUUCUGGAGAGAAUAAUGUCUUCUAGCAAAUUUGUACUCAUUUGCCUUGAACUUUAGCAUCCAUGGAGCUUCCUACAGCUGUUCCUUCCCCUUUAUCACACCUCCUUUUAAAAAAAUGCUCUGUUCCAGGUUAUGAGUUUAUUUCAUUGGCUCAUUUCAGGCCUAUAAGAACGGAGAGUAAAGGGACACUUCUAUUUAUUUUGCUACCAUAGCUGUUUCUAUCAGGAUGGAUUUCAACCACUGGAGUUGGUGUAUUUAAAUAAGUAGGAAUAAAAUAAUGGAGAAAUGGUAAUAUAUGUACAGAAAGGUAAAUGCUGAUAUGCCUGUUCUGUUCUGAGGAUGGAAGUGUCCUUUUUAGUUAUCCAAAGUACUUUCUUAAGAAUCAUAUAUAAAAGGAGCCUUUAUUCUUAUCUGUUCAAAGUCUCCAUGCUUGGCGGAAUUGUUACUCAUUUAUCGGCCUCUGCCAGAGGACGGGGAGGUGGGCAGAUGAUCCGUAGGGACAGCCAGAAGAUUUUGAGAUAGGUAGGAAAAUAAUCCUAAGUUAUUAAUUGGGUCAUUUGACUAUGUCAUUAGUCUGUUAACGGCCACUGUUAGUGAAUAAAUCUUAAUACUUAAUUCAGAAGAACGACUGAGCAUCUGAGACAUUCUUCAAGUUGCUUUUUAAAUGAGAGUAGCGUUUCUAUUCUAUUAAAAUGUCCUUUUUUAGUCAAAGGUUAAUGGCUCAUUUUUCCUUCAGUCUAGGGGUAUAUUUCAUUUCCCUUCUCUCCUCAUCCUUUUAAUAUUUAGCAGAAUUUAUUUGAUACCUUUCUCACGUCUCAUUCAUUCGUUGUCUCUUUCUUAUUUUCUGUAACCAGCACUAUUUUGGCCUUAUGAUCUCUUUAGAAUCACUCUUCUUUAUUGUUGUCUCCAAUUUUUGUACCCCCAUUAACUUGGACUUAGAGAAACUUGGCCUGCAGUGAACCUUAAUUUAUUCUCCUUAAUUUCUGACCCUAUAGAAAGAAAACGGUGGUGUGUUACUGCCAUCUAAUGGAGAGAAAGAAAACUGCAGUGGGAAAACAAAGUGCAUUUAGGGCAGGGUUUUCUGAAGGAUUUCUGAUACAGUCCUUAGCAAGAAAAUGAUGACACAGCAGUUGCCAUCUUGAAAUCUGCCCUUUCCUGCGGAAAGGGUGAUUUGCAACCUAAUACAACCAUCGUCACGAGGCCUCUGGACUAUGGCUGGAUCAUGUCGUUUAGAAUCUGAAAUUUUAAUGAAUAUGCUGGCAACAGAUCAUUGAGACAGGCAUCUCAUUUUGUCAAGUUCUUACCCAUUCAGUUAUUUUGUCAGGGGGCCUUAACAUUUUAAGUAUCAACUAAUACAUAGUUUUAACUUCUGAAAAUAUCUGAAGAUUGUAUGUAAUACUGGUGCCUAUCGGUAGUGCUUUAGUAAUUUAUAUUAUAUCAGAAAGAUUUUAUAAAAAUUUCUGGAUGUACUGCAGUAGCCAAUAUAAGCUGCAUGCCCGCCUGAAGAUUGGUUUACUCUGAAAUGUAACUUUAAAUAAACAUUA